GUGUAAUAUCUUCUUCUUCUCAUUUCUAUGAUCAUCUCUAAACCCUAGCCAAGUUCCAUAAUAAUGGGAUUGCUGUCUCAUAGAGUUCAUAGUCACGAAAUUACCGCCGGCGAUCAUAUCUACACCUGGACGCCGGCUUUUGCAUACUCUCAUCACGGCAUCUAUGUUGGGGGAAACAAGGUUAUCCAUUUCACUAGAAAAAACAAUGCCCAUUUCAAAACUGAUUCCACCUCCGGUUUCUUCUCCUCCUCCUCAACACCGAGCAACCAAACCUCUUGCCCCACAUUCCCCGACUGCGGAUUCCAAAAAAACGAGAGUGGAGUCGUGAUCACCUGCGUAAAUUGCUUCCUAGGAAAACAAAACCUAUACCGUUUCCAAUACGGAGUUACCCACACGAUAUUCAUAGCCAAACUUAGAGGAGGAACAUGCUCGACCGCUAUAUCCGACCCGCCUGAUGAUGUGAUCCAUCGGGCGACCCAUCUUCUUCGACACGGGUUUGGAAACUACGACGUGUUUAAGAAGAAUUGCGAGGAUUUUGCUCUGUAUUGUAAAACCGGGUUGUUGAGUGUUGGAAAUAGUGCUUUUGGAGGAAGUGGUCAAGUGGCGUGUGCUGUGAGUGGUCCUUUGGGCUUUAUUUUAUCGGCUCCAUUUAGGUUAUUGAUGCCUAAUCCGGUUAGUAUGGUAGCUGCUACGGCUGGCUUUUAUUAUAUGAGUAAGUAUGCAACCGAUAUUGGUGUUAGGAAGGAUGUGGUUAAGGUGCGGGUCGAGGAUUUGACAGUUGUGGAGAUGAAUAAGGAGAAACUUGAAGAAAAAGUUGACAAUGAAAAUGAAUCGAAUGAAGAUAACCAUCAGGAUGGAUGUAUUCAUCCUUUCAAGAGGCAAAGAUAUUGAUGAUAUAUAUAUAUAAACAAUCAAAUAGGAUUUUCUUAAUCUUGAAUUGGGGUUAAGA
Messenger RNA from Impatiens glandulifera, 949 nucleotides. Its product is annotated as protein LEAD-SENSITIVE 1-like. The record is from RefSeq and is a predicted model, not a curated record. NCBI's taxonomy places the organism in Eukaryota, Viridiplantae, Streptophyta, Magnoliopsida, Ericales, Balsaminaceae. The transcript has 2 exons. Bases 64 to 891 code for a protein of 275 amino acids.